ACCUAUUUGUCCAAGUUAGUAAUAAAGGCCUGUGGAAACAUGAAGAGGGUAAACAGCUGUGUGAAGAGUGAUGAGCAUGUCCUGGAGGAACUGGAAACAGAAGGGGAGAGGCAGCUGAAAAGCCUCCUUCAACAUCAACUUGAUACUUCUGUCUCCAUUGAAGAAUGUGUCUCUAAGAAAGAGAGCUUUGCCCCUGGUACUAUGUACAAACCUUUUGGAAAGGAAGCAGCUGGAACUAUGACUUUGUCCCAGUUCCAGACACUACAUGAAAAGGACCAAGAAACUGCUUCUCUCAGGGAACUAGGACUCAAUGAAACAGAAAUCUUAAUCUGGAAGAGCCAUGUUUCAGGUGAAAAGAGGACAAGGCUGAGGGCAACUCCUGAAGCAAUACAGAACCGUCUUCAAGAUAUUGAAGAAAGGAUCUCUGAGCGUCAGCGUAUUCUUCGCCUGCCACAGAGAUUUUCAAAGAGCAAACAGCUGACUCGGCGAGAAAUGGAAAUAGAAAAGUCUUUAUUUCAGGGAGCUGAUCGUCACUCCUUUCUUAAGGCUCUUUAUUAUCAAGCAUACCACAAAAAGCCAAGUGCAGACAAGUACAUGACCUCAAUGAAGAGGAAGAUAAAAUUAGGCACAAAAGAUGAACCCCCAAAGAAGAACAAAGGUGAUCCCAUGAACAACCUGGAAAGUUUUUACCAAGAGAUGAUAAUGAAAAAACGUCUUGAAGAGUUCCAACUUAUAAGAGGUGAACCCUUUGCUUCCCACUCACUGGUCUCAGCCACAUCAGUGGGUGAUAGUGACACAGCUGAGAACCCGUCACUACUCCAGGACAAGGGAAAACAGGCAGCACAGGGUAAAGGUCCCAGUCUCCAUGUGACAAAAGUUAUUGAUUUUUCACCUGAGCAAUGUUGGACUGGGCCUAAGAAGCUGACGCAGCCAAUAGAAUUUGUCCCAGAAGAUGAGAUCCAGAGAAAUCGUUUGUCAGAGGAAGAGAUCCGAAAAAUUCCUAUGUUUUCUUCAUAUAAUCCAGGGGAACCAAACAAGGUGUUAUACCUGAAGAAUCUUAGCCCCCGCGUGAGUGAAAGAGAUCUUGUGUCAUUAUUUGCUCGGUUCCAAGAGAAAAAGGGACCUCCGAUUCAAUUCCAAAUGAUGACUGGACGAAUGAGGGGACAGGCUUUCAUCACAUUUCCCAAUGUGGAGAUAGCACAGCAAGCACUGUAUCUAGUAAAUGGAUAUAAACUGCAUGGGAAAAUAUUGGUGAUAGAGUUUGGAAAGAAUAAAAAACAACAGUCAGAUCUCCAGGCUGCUUCUUCCAUAUCAUCUACUACACAUAGUAGUACAGAAAUCAGUGGUAGCUAGGGAAAUAUAUAUAUA
Marmota flaviventris (yellow-bellied marmot) is the source of this 1368-nucleotide messenger RNA. RefSeq names its product RNA binding motif protein 41 (gene Rbm41). Lineage: Eukaryota; Metazoa; Chordata; Mammalia; Rodentia; Sciuridae. Gene Ontology annotation, biological process: mRNA splicing, via spliceosome. Gene Ontology annotation, molecular function: pre-mRNA intronic binding; U12 snRNA binding. Gene Ontology annotation, cellular component: U12-type spliceosomal complex. The record is from RefSeq and is a predicted model, not a curated record.